AUGUCCGAUGAUUACUCCUGGACUCCACAUAUCAAUAUCAUGGUUGACAAGGCCAAGGCACGUCAGAUGGCAUCUUGGGUUCUUGGAGUAUUCAAAGACAGGACACCACCUGUUAUGCUCCAGCUCUACAAAUCCCUGAUAAGGUCCAGAGUGGAGUACUGCUGCUCGCUUUGGAAUCCAAACAAGAUCUAUGAUAUCCAGUCUAUCGAGAGCAUACAACGCCAGUUCACUAGACGGAUUCGAGGGCUCAAAGACACCGAUUAUUGGAAUAGACUGAAGGAACUGAAACUUACAUCACUGCCAAGACGCCGAGAACGCUACACCAUCAUACAUCUGUGGAAAGUUCUCCAGGGUAUAUGUCCAAAUGACCUUGAUGUACAGUUCAGAGAGAAUGCCAGACUGGGAGUAAAAGUUAUACUCCCUUCUCUCACAAAAAAAGCAUCAGUUGCUGCACGCUCCACCUACGACCACUCAUUCGCAGUGAGAGCUGGAAGACUCUGUAAUGUUCUCCCCAAAAUUGUCAAUACUCAAAGGACUUUGACAAGCUUCAAGACAUCUCUUGGAAACUUCCUAGACACCCUUCCAGACAAGCCCCCUACUCCUGGAUACAGUGCAGAAAACUCUAACUCGAUAAUAGACUGGUGCAGUCAAGGAGGUGGUCCGCAGAUCGCGCGAUGGCCGUGA
Molecule: messenger RNA, 684 nt
Organism: Bolinopsis microptera
Lineage: Eukaryota; Metazoa; Ctenophora; Tentaculata; Lobata; Bolinopsidae
Exons: 1
Coding region: 1-684 (227 amino acids)
Source: RefSeq, a predicted model, not a curated record